This is a messenger RNA of Cylindrotheca closterium, 3003 nucleotides long. The record is from the annotation of a GenBank genome assembly. Lineage: Eukaryota; Bacillariophyta; Bacillariophyceae; Bacillariales; Bacillariaceae.
AUGGCCUCUGACAACGACAGUUCUUCAUCUCCAAUGUCCUAUUCGGACAUGUACAACGAUGACACCUUCACGAUGGUCGAAGAAGAAGAUCAAACAAGCAGAAUCGGAGAAAAGUCUCCUUCCAGAUCCAACAAGUCCGAUGUCGACUUUGGAUUCGACGACGAAGAUGCCCUAGAUUUUGGAUCCGCCGCCUACAGUGUUCCCUACAUGCAAGGCGGAACAGACCAGCCGAGUGUCGCUACUUCCGUCACAUCCGUGCCAUCGGAUCAAGGACGAAGACCAUCAUCUCUCUUGGGUGGUGAUGACAGUAGUGUGGCAUCUGCCUCACCAAGUGUCGACAGUUAUGGUUUUUCGGCAGUGGGAUCAGUGGCCGGUGGUAGUGUCAACCCUCCGCCUCCUUCAAUCAUGCAAAAUCGAGGUACCGCGACUCCUACUCCCUAUCAUAAGAUGGCCCCACCAACAAGUGUCAUUGGUGGAUCCCUGACUUCAGGCACCAGCAAUCCCUACUAUGAAUCACAUGAUGAUGACGACGACGAAAGCGUGGAAAUGUCACUAGUGACACCAGAGCCAUCAACACCCGGCAGAAACAACCCGUUUGGCAAAAAGACCAAGAAUACCGAGUCUCUACUACAAGAUACUGUCAAGAUCCAAUUCGUUCCAGCUCCACAACGACCCAAGACCACGGCACGUCAAACAUCCACGACAUCCUACCCCGACAAUCCGGACGACGAAUUCGGUGUUUCGGUAAUUUCGUCCUUGCAAGACGAUCUCAGUAGCGUCCAAAACAGCAGCAGCGUCAAGUAUGUUCCUUCGCCAUUUGCAGAAGCUGGGACGGCGCCCACGUCGCCAUUGACUCCCGUCUUUCCGGACUAUCAGCAUAAAGUCUUGCCCACCAACGCCCCAAUGGCACCUCUGCCCCAUGGACAAAAGAUCGACCCUUCGGUUCCAAGACCGGAUUCGGAUGAAGAAAGUGGGGUUCCAGUCAAUCACCAUUCCGAGUAUCCAAGUCAGCCAUUUGGUGCUGGCAAUGGGCAAGCUGUAUUCACCUACAACUUGACGUCGUCUUCCUCUGACGAAGUAUCUACCGCUGGUCAGUCGGAACAAGAGUACCGCGACGAAUUCUUGGAAAAGAACCAAAAAAAGCUCGGACAAAGUGAUGGACCAGUGUCUGUGUCUUCUUCUGUGGCUACCGAGAAACUAGGUGGUACUCGGACAAAUCCUUUUGCCACUUCGUCUGAUGAUGCAGCCAAACAAGAUCCGGAAACCGCCCUUAAUCUCAAGGAUCCACAGCCCAAGAAGAACAAAAAGUCAUGUUGCCGAAAGUGUCUCUGCAUUUUCAUCCCUCUCUUGCUAUUGAUCCUUGGUGGUGGUGGAUACUAUGCGUAUACCAAAGACUUUUAUGGAUUUGACUUUUUUGGACUUUACGAGUCCAAAGACGCUGCCCAGCAACAAACGGAAGGAGGCAACAUCCUCGAAAAUUCUCAAGAUGUUUCAAACGACGAUCCACAAGAAACUGAUGGAGGCGGCAUCGGUUUUCCCAACAGUCCUACUAGUAGUUCAACUACGGCACCUUCCGUCAUCAUGGAACCUCCUGCUGACGAUGGCAUCGACAAUGGCGCGACUAACAACAGUACAAACGGUGACGACAUUCUUGGAAACAACAGUACUAACUCAAACAGCACAGCAGGUGAUGAUUCAUUGAUUGGGAUCAUUGGGACCAAACAACCUCACUUGACACCCGUCGAUACGAAAGCACCUACACAAUCGCCCAUUAGCGAAUCACUACCAACGGCAACCCCAACAAUCAUGGCGGAGGCAACUGCAGCACCAACUACCCAGGCAGAAAGCGAAAUCAUUAUUCAAUAUCGCACUACCAUUCAGAGUUUCUUGUCGACCCAACAAGGCAUCUCUUUCGACACUACUCAAUCUACAAUGACUGUGAACGCCUUGGAUCGAUUGAUGAACGAUGUGGUUGCCGCCAAGUUUCAAGAGGUGGAACCAGCUGAUCCUUUUUACGAAGAUAUUUACCGUGUGACACAGCGAUUCGCACUCUACUGCCUCGGCGUUGCACUGGAAGAACCAGCACAAGAAGACUUCUUCACGCAAUUUGAAGUUACCAAAUCGUGGACACCCCGGUCAGAUGCCGCCCCCAUGUAUCCAUUGGUCUUUGAGCGCUUGAAUGCUGGAGAAACCAAGAGCCCGGACCAUUGCAACUGGCCCGGGGUGAUCUGCAGUACUGGCGACUCCCCAGAAAUCGUAAGCAUUACAUGGAAUCAAAAAGGGCUAGACGGAACCAUCCCAUCCGAGAUUUCGUUGCUGAAAGCUCUUACUUCGAUCGAUCUGGCAAACAAUUAUAUUCACGGUACAGUUCCAUCCCAGCUGUACGAAAUUCCAAAUCUUCAGAAGCUCGUCUUGAAUCACAACUAUUUGGAGGGACUGCUACCUGCACCAACCGCACUAACCAGACUCACUCAUUUAGAUAUGGGCCAAAAUCUACUCAGCGGAAAUCUCCAAUCCCUCUUAUCCGCUCAAGGACUUGAAUAUCUGAACCUGAAUAAAAAUACAUUGACAGGGUCGAUCCCGGAAACCCUCGAGCUUCCCAGUAUUGCAUACCUCGAUCUUGGGCACAAUAUGCUCAGCGGUCCAUUGCCAACUCGUCUUGCAAAACAAGCAAUGCAAGUUCGUCACAUUCACUUGGAAUACAAUGGUUUCAGCGGCAAUCUGCCAGUGGAGUAUCUUUGGGCUGGUAAAUUCCAACUACUUACACUCAAGGUUAAUAAUAACCAGCUGACUGGAGCCGUUCCGUCUGGAGGAUCCAAGUCCAUGGUUGAAUAUACCUUGCAAAACAAUCAAUUUUCGCAACCGCUAGCCCAACUAACCUGCGAAUUGGACCAAGCGCUUGGACUUGGAGGAUCUGUCAUUGAAUUUGAAGCUGACUGCUCAAUAUGCCAGUGUACCGGUGGCAUCUUUUGCAGCACUUGCAAUGGCGGCUUCAAUGCUUAG